Molecule: messenger RNA, 3464 nt
Organism: Tarenaya hassleriana
Lineage: Eukaryota; Viridiplantae; Streptophyta; Magnoliopsida; Brassicales; Cleomaceae
Product: pumilio homolog 2-like
Exons: 10
Coding region: 415-3174 (919 amino acids)
Biological process (GO): post-transcriptional regulation of gene expression
Cellular component (GO): cytoplasm
Molecular function (GO): mRNA binding
Source: RefSeq, a predicted model, not a curated record
UGCAUCGCCGCCGUAUUUUUAUCAGCCGUGAACAGCGUGUGUAUAUAUAUUUUAUUUCUCGUCGGCUUGGUUUUCUAUUUUCAGGGGUUUUAAACGCCUCAACAUGGAGCUCCAAAAUUGAUGAAGUCUUUCGCCUGGGGAGACGAUCUUUCGGGUUCUUGGUGGAGAGAUGGAUUUGGGUGUUUAUUAAAGUUCUGAUCUUCCUUAGUUUUGAUCGAGAAAAAUCGGGGCUUGUACAUAUCGCGUUAGAAAGUCUGAUCUUUUAGGAUUAUAUAGAGUUCAGCGCCUGACCUUAGGAUCUGGGUGGUGACUGGUUUUUCUUUUCCGAUUGACAUAUAAUCGGGAGGGAGUUCAAAUCGAUCUCGGAGGUUUCUGGUUUAGGUUAGGUUAUCAUCCGAAGUGGGAAGAAGACCGAUGCUUGGUGGUGGGAGUGAAUUUGAGGAAGAUAUAGGAGUUUUGCUCCGCGAACAGAGGAGGCAAGAAGCCGAUGAGCUCGAACGGGAGCUGAACUUGUAUAGAAGUGGCUCUGCCCCUCCCACUGUGGACGGUUCCCUCAGUGCCGGUGGUGGUGGAAGAGCCAAUAACGGAAAUGGGUUUGCUUCUGAUGACGAGUUUAGGAGCGAUCCUGAAUAUUUAUCUUAUUACUAUGCUAAUGUGAACUUGAACCCAAGGCUUCCUCCUCCUUGUAUGUCUAGAGAGGAGUUGAGGGUUGCGCAGAGGCUGAAAGGCACUGUGGCAGACGGUAUUGGAGAUAGAAGAAAGGUUAAUGGUGGAGCUGCUGCCAAUACUAACAGUGGGAACCGAUCUUUGUUCUCUAUGCCGCCUGGGUUUGAGUCUAGAAAGCAAGACAACCACGAGUUUCAGCCUGAGAACGUUAGCGGUUCUUCUGAGUGGGGAGGCCAUGGACUGAUCGGUUUGCCCGGUCUAGGUCUUGGAAGCAAGAAAAAUAGUUUUGCUGAAAUCUUUCAGGAUGACUUGGGGCAAGGAUUUGCUGUCCCACAACAACCUUCUCGUCCUGCUAGUCGCAACACUUUUGAUGAAAAUGCCGAUUCUGCAAAUAACCAGGCCCCAUCAGGAUCACAACCUUCAUAUAGCUAUGCAGCAGCUCUUGGUGCUUCUUUAUCAAGAAGUACGACUCCUGAUCCUCAGGCCAUUGCCAGGGCACCCAGUCCUUGCUUGACUCCCAUUGGCAGCGGGAGGGCCAGUGCCUCUGAGAAGAGAAACUUAAAUAACCACACCUCAUUUAGUGGUGUUUCAUCUGAUCUUGCUUCUGCUUUAUCUGGCAUGACUCUCUCAAGCAGUGAUGGGUUAGGUGAUCAAAGUCAGGCCAAGCAGGAUGUGGAAAAGGUCAGGAGCUAUAUGUUUGAACUACAAACUGGACAUAAUGAAAUAAAGCAACAUGGAUUUUCUUCAAGGAAUUCACACCUGAAAGGAUCACAGGCAUCUGCCUUUAAUGGUGGAGGUGCACCAGCCGGUUCGUAUCAUCAUGUUGAAAACCAGAAUUCGUCCAUCUCAAACUAUGGUUUGAGCAAUUAUCCAUUAAACCCUGCUGUAGCUUCUGUGAUGGCCAGUCAGCUGGGGUCCGGCAACUUCCCUCAUCUAUAUGGCAAUGUUGCUGCAGCAUCGGCUUUGGGAUUAUCUGGAGUAGACUCUAGACUCUUUGGAGGUCAAAACCUCUCAGAAUCGCACAAUCUUGGCAGGGUCAGCAAUCAAAUGACGGGAGGUGUUGCACUUCAGUCUCCUCUUUCUAACCCAAUGUAUCUUCAGUACUUGAAGACUUCUGACUAUGCGGCCCAGCUGGCAGCCAACAAUGAUCUUUCAAUGGAGAGGGGCUUUCUGGGUAACUCAUACAUGAACUUGCUUGAACUGCAGAAAUCACAGUACAAGUCUGGGGGAUCUAAUCACCAUGGCUAUUAUGGAAGUCCAACAUUUGGGUCCAGCAUGUCUUACCCUGGCAGCCCAUUGGCUAGUCAUGUUAUUCCUGAUUCUCUUGUGGGACCUGCUAGUCCUAUGAGAAGGAGCGGAGUGAAUAUGCGAUAUCCGUCGGGGAUGAGAAACUAUGCUGGAGGGGUUAUGGAACCAUGGCACAUGGAUACUGGGUUUGGAUCCUCGUUGUUGGAAGAGUUCAAGAGUAACAAGACAAGAUGUUUUGAGCUUUCAGAAAUAGCUGGCCACAUUGUGGAGUUCAGUGCAGAUCAGUACGGAAGCCGCUUUAUUCAGCAGAAACUUGAGACAGCCACUAUUGAGGAGAAAAACAUGGUUUAUGAGGAGAUCAUGCCCCAAGCUCUCAGCCUGAUGACUGAUGUGUUUGGUAAUUAUGUGAUUCAGAAGUUUUUUGAGCAUGGACUUCCUUUACAAAGGAGAGAAUUGGCAGAGAAGCUCCUUAAUAAUGUUCUGCCGCUUAGCUUACAGAUGUAUGGCUGUCGUGUGAUCCAGAAGGCGAUUGAGGUCGCUGAUUUGGACCAGAAGAUUAAGAUGGUGAAGGAACUCGAGGGACAUAUAACGCGAUGUGUACGUGAUCAGAACGGGAACCAUGUGAUUCAGAAGUGCAUUGAAUGCGUACCUGAAGAAGAUAUUCAGUUUAUUGUCUCAACGUUCUUUGGUCAAGUUGUGACUCUGUCCACUCACCCAUAUGGAUGCCGGGUCAUUCAGAGGAUAUUGGAACGCUGCCAUGACCUGGAUACGCAGAGUAAGGUUAUGGACGAAAUCCUCAGCUCUGUCAGUAUGCUGGCGCAAGAUCAGUAUGGAAAUUAUGUUGUUCAGCAUGUGCUGGAGCAUGGAAAGCCGCAGGAGCGCACUAUAAUAAUAAAGGAAUUAGCAGGAAAGAUAGUUCAGAUGAGUCAGCAGAAGUUUGCGUCGAAUGUGGUUGAGAAAUGUCUGACUUUCGGAGGUCCUGAAGAGCGUGAACUGCUCGUGAGUGAGAUGCUGGGCACAACCGAUGAAAACGAGCCUCUUCAGGCGAUGAUGAAGGAUCAGUUUGCAAACUACGUAGUGCAAAAGGUUCUAGAGACGAGCGACGAUCAGCAGCGCGAGCUGAUACUUUCCCGCAUAAAAGUGCAUUUGAACGCUUUGAAGAAAUACACUUACGGAAAGCAUAUCGUUGCCCGUGUUGAGAAACUCGUCGUGGCUGGAGAGAGGAGAGUUGCUGCACAAUCCAUGACCAUGUUGGCAUAAGGCCUGAAAAGAGUUGUACAGAGCUAAGCAGAGAAAUCUUUUGCAAUAACUAUAAAACCGGAAAACAAGGUUUGAUGCUUUGUGUUCUUGCGGAAUCUGUACAUUGAGUAAUGUUUCUUGAGAUUUUUCUUUCACUUGUGUACAAAGAUGCUUAUGAUAAGCCAAUGUGUACAACAGAGAGAGAUGUUCAUGCUUUUAGGUCUUUGAGGCAGUUAGGGUUUUUCUAAAUCCUUGUAUCUUAUUUCAUGACCUGAGUUUCCAUUCCAAGGAGCACAGUUUCGUUUUAUGCA